UAAACCUUCGUCAGACUGCCGAAGUAAAAGGGCGUUUGUUAGACGAUACGAUUGAUCAUGAAUUCGUGGAAUCGAAUCGGACGAAUCGCAGGCAGUCUUCGCGCUUGAACCCCAACACACCCUAUAUAUCGGGGGGAGGGGGAGGAGAAUGUACACCUGGACGCAGGCGCAUCUGCAAAAUCAACCCCUCGGUCACCCGUGUAACGCGUCGGCGUCACGACGCCGGCGCAGACGACCGGAUCGAUCCCGCGUUCGCUUUCCUUUGCAUUCCACGAGCUCUGCUCGCAAGCCAAAGCCGAGGAGCGAGAGAGCGAGCGAGACGGAAGGAGAACGCGACGCGGGUGCGGGGGUGUCGCGGCGACGGUGAAGACGACAAAGACGACGAGCGACGGCCACGUCGCUGCGUCGCCGCGCGUUCUACCACAUCGCCGAGGCGUACGCCGUCGUUCCUACGAUGUAACAGACCACGAAGAGGUUGCUGCCUGGCUCUCCAUCGCGACCGGAACGCGCCUCUCAACAUCGUCAGCCGCGCCGUCGAUCGGGAAAUACGCCGUAUCCGGAACAUGACGACGUGAACUAACGCGAGAGAGAUCGAUCGACGACCAGCUGUGACAUUAGUCCGGAACAACACCAUGGAGUAUCGGUACGGCAGCACGAGAUGGGAGGACGACUCGUUGGAGAACGAGAAGGGCACUGGCCUUGCGGGCGAUCAGCGGGGCUCAUCGAGACGCGGUACGUCGCAUACGCGCGGCACCGCGAUGUCCUUUGGAUUCCGGCGAAGACCCGCCAGCGGGAUCCCGAUGCCGAUCACGAGUUACGCCGGCAACGAGUCGAACCUAUUGCAUCCGCGAUCAAAGUCGGCUGGGCCGGAGCAAGAUCGCAGGCGGAACGAUGACAACAGCAACUCGUCGUCCGGCCGGUCAACACCGCGACUAGCGCCACCUAAGAAAGAUUCAAGUGGCAUCGGCGUCAGGACAAAUCGGUUCGGGUAUCGACAGCCGCAGAAAUUCACGAACAAGGUCGGCGACAUCUGCAGCAGCCACAAUAUCAGCCACUACAAUCAGGAGAAGCAGCAGCAACAACAACAACAACAACAACAUCAUCAGCAACAGCAAUCAGAAAACCACUUAGCUAAGCAAUCCAACAGAGUCCUGCACGUGUACAACGCGACGCCGGCGCCGAACGUUCGCUCGUCGCCGUCAAACAACGCGGCUUACAGCAGCAAUUCAACCAGCAAUCCAGCGGAUACAAAUAGGCGAGUCUCGGGAAUUCCGGAGCCUGUCAGCAGGUACACUCUGCACACGAGCCACCUGCCAUUACCCCAAUACGCCAUGAGAAUGAACGACUCGAAUUCGAAAAUUGCCAAGACAGUAGCGAAUCAGAACAAGAAAAUAUCCACGUCGACAUAUAAAGGCUCGGCCAGUUCCAAGGAGGGCUCGAUGACUGAGGAUUCGGGUGUCAGUAGUCAAGCAGCCUGUCUUGAAGACGACAGAAUCAGAUCGGUGGAUUACGUGGACGGUGACUUCGUGAGGAGACGCGGCGUCGGCAGACCGAGAAACCUGCGGAUGGUGGUGAGCGGCAAUAGCUUUGACGUGAGAGACGUCCGGGACGACGACAGCACGGUCACGGAAAUCUCCGUGAUCCCGCUGCCCAAGUCCUUCGCCAGCGCUAACCUGAACACCGGCUUCGUACGCGAGAGAGCCACGCAAUACCAGCGGAUCGUGAGCAAAGACAACAGGUACACCGAGUCGACCACGUCUAUGUCCACCACGUCUUCGGAAGGCUACGACGAGGGUUGUCUGAGCGAGGAGAAGGUCUACAUGGAUCGCUCGCACUCGGAGAAAAUCCCCUCCAUCAAGUCGGACUUCAGUCCGCCCAGUUCCGACGACCCCGAGUACGGUCACGGUGAGGCGAUGGCGGAUGAGUAUUCGUUGAGCUCGAGCGACGACUAUCAGCGUUUUGGCACCUCACAGCACGCGCAAGCCGCAGCGGUCACGACCGCGACCAAGACCGGCGGCGUGACUUCCAAAAACGCGUUGCGCUCGGUGCUGCUCACCAUCGAGGAUCCGGCAUUCGCUGCCGCCGCCGCCAUCACGACCACUUUGAUAGACGACGAGACUUCCCCGGUCGACAGUCUGUUCGACAGUCCCACGGCCAGCAUCACCCAAUCGGACGGGAAAGUCUCCAAGAAGGACGAGCAUGUCCUAGAACGCUCGGACAACACUCUGGAGGACGACAGUCCUGGCACUCCGACGAAUGCCUCCAACUCGUUGAGCCUGUCGGAGGGUAGGGAGUUCUUUGACGAUGAGAUCGCGGAUCAGCCCGGAUUGAUCUUCGACGACAACUCGAGGGCGAGAAUCGAGACGCAGUCCGCUAUGGGGAAUCAAAUAAUCACCGAGAAUAGCCACACUCUGGUCGAGACGAAUUCCAAGACGAGUGGUGCGCACAUAAAGGGCGUAGCGAAUAGUCCCCACCAUGCGCGAAUACAUCGAGCCGGGAGCGUGGACACCUUAUCUCCUUGCGAAUCUAUCGCCUCGGACGACCUAAUGUUAGAUUACAGCGACACGAGUUCCUACGAAGAACAACAGCGGUUAAGUUCCAAUACGGCGUUGCACGAGCUGGACGACGCCACUAUAAUAUCGGAACUGGAGGCACAGGGCGAGGAAAUGGUGAGGCAGUGGAGUUCGUUGCUGAGCACCGCGCAUAUGCAGGAACACGCAAAUUUCAAUUCCACCAACAACAACUUGAACGGUGGAGGCAGCAACAACAACAAUCAGGCCGCCGUCGAAUCUGGAAUCGCCAGCGACAGGAUGAGGUUCCUGCGCAACCGAUCCGGAACGGAGUCGCCGCGCUCGUUGGACAGCAUGCGCAAUCGUCAAGUUUCUAGUCCUUUGAGGAGAACGGGAGACCUGCAAUCCCCGUGUCUGGAUUCCGGUGACGAAGCGAGCCUGAAGAUAGACCGCGCAACGUAUCAGCACAUGUUCCAGGACAUCGUCUCUCUGAAGACGAUGCUGCUGAAACUCAAACGAGUUCUUCAGGAGUCAGGAGAGAACGAUUUGACGAGGGCAGACACUCUCAACCCAUUCGAUAAUUCUGUGAAGAAUGGCCUCUUCUGUAGCCUGAACCUGAAUCUGAACGAGAGUGGUGAAACUAUCGACGUGAGCACGUCACCGGGUAGCGGUGGCAGCAGUAUCGCGGACGAAUUAGCGGAUCUGAGAAGACAAGUGAUCUUUCUUCAGGGUCAAGUGGAGGACCGGGAUCGCACCAUACAACAGCUUCAGGUUCAAUGUUCGAAGCUGCAAGGACCUACGAACGGCGACGCGCAAAAUUGCAUCGUAGUAACGCGCAACAACAACACGCUCUGCGUAGACACGUGUAACGCCGCCACGCAAACGGAGAAGAUACGUCCAGUAUCGGCGGGGCCCUCGCUCCUACAGUCACUCCCACAGGAUGGAAGCAUGGGGCCUCUCGUCAGCUGGAGUGACUCGUGGGACCGUCAGCGACCCUCGCUGCUCACUGAGCUUAACUCCGCUGGAAGCCAUCGCAAGCCAACUGAACGUUUACCUCAUACAUUAAAACUUCGUCAAGAACAGACGUCACGUCGCAACAACAUGCACGCGAGAAGACACUCGUCGGAGAGUGUGCCCAAUUCGCUGAAAUCAAAGGACUGUGCUAAACUAUGUGACCCAAAUGACGCGGAGCAAGGUGACGUCAAGGUAGAAGGAAAUACGAUCAAGUCCCUUAUUCCGACGUCCAGGAAGCUACGGCUUUAACGACGGAACUCGGCUACAUUAAUAUUCUCUGUAUAGCAACAUUUCUCACGUUCCAGACGUUCGAAUCUUCGAAAAAGAGAGAUCUCUUCUCUGCGAGGAGAAUUCAUCGCGGGCGAAUUGCCCGGUCCGCUUGUAAGCGCUAUGACACUUUUUCCGGCAAAUCUUGUCACGAUCGAAAAUGUGAAAAUUAUUUUAACGAGUUGCAACUUGCAACUAUUACUUGAUAUUCGUUGAAUAUAUAUCCGAUUGUUGCAGCAACCGUCGGAUAGAUUCGGUUUCGAGGGCUUCGACCGAUUCGGACGUCCGUACACAAAGCGAUCUCUCGUUUCGUCUAUUUCUCGCUCGUAUUUAGUUUUGUUUGUGUUCUACAAAGUUCACGUUCCUCGUGGCGCGUAGCGGGAACGUUACGCGCUCGUCUGAUAUAAUUUGCCGUGUACUUAUGCGACAUCGCGGAGAAUAUCGCGCGAAGUCAUCUAUUCCUGAACGGAUAUUUCGGGCGACGGCGUAAUUCGUCGCGCCGCUGCGAGUAUACUCUUCGUUAAUAUUAACGUUCAAGUUGACUUCCUCGUCCAAACGUGAUCUCAAGCGCAAGAAUUGAAAAACGAUAUAUGACAUUGCAAAAGUUACAGUGUAAUUUAUUUGUCCGGCAAAUUGGUUCCACGUCGGAAACGUGGACGGAAAUCGAGGUUUUCCAUUGCGCUUUAAUUGAAAUCGAAUUUUUAAUUGCAGAUAUUUAUUUACGCGAAAAAAUUUUUGUAGUAUAAUUUAUUGUAAAUACAAGUCCAAAAGUGUGUUGAUUUUAGUAUAAUGUACGAUUGCAAUCAUGGAGAAUAAGCGAUAUUUCGGUGAGGAAAAUUUUUCUUAAAUAUGUGUGUAUAUAUAUAUAUAUAUUCUCUUCAUAUAUAUAUAUACAUAUAUAUGUAUAUAUUUAUUUUUUUUCGUUAGACACAUAUUUUAACGUAUUUUAACGUUUCGCAAUUUGUGUUUUGUUCAUUUUUGUUUCGACAAUUUGUACUAUACGUAUUGAAAUCUGCUUUUCGAGGAGAGAAGUUUUCUAAAUACACGUUACUUGUUAUCGCAGAUUCAUCGAUUACAUUUUCUCUGAUUGUUUAUGUUGCUCACUGUGAUCAAUCCAAGAAGCAAUUCGACUUGACUCAUUUAAUUAUCGUUUAUAAUAUAUAAGGACACGUUCGUGUUGUAAUUCGUUCGUCCGCGUUUACUUAAAUACCAAGGAGUGCAUUUAAGUAAUUCCGGCUGCAAGCAAGCUGCAGCUGUGCGGCUUCGGUUCGUACAUAUGUCUCACGACCAGCAGAAAGAAGGAGUGUGUACGAUCGUAAAUUAGUGAAGUCAGGGUACUAUGUAAAUUCCAUACGUCAUUUUAAUUUAUUGCGUGCAGUAUAUGCUUGGUGCUAGUGAGUUCGCAUUCUGUUGUAUGAUAUUUAGGCUCUCCUGCCUUCCGCGAAGCAUUCCUCUAUUUGCAUUUAUUUCAUGCACUCCAAUAGCGCUAGUAGCGUCAAAGCGGUACGCGAAAACGUGAUCAAGUACAUUUUCACGUGAAAUUUCUACGCUCAGAUCGGGACGAAUCUGAAAAAAAAAAAGAAAGAAAAAUAGCCCGUCCAGACUAAAGAAAGUGUGUGUUUAGCGGUUUAUUUUAUAUUUUCUUGUCCUCUCCACAGGACGCGACAAUAAUUAUUCUUACAGUCCAAAAGGAGUAUAAAGGGGACUUUGCGUUUUCUUUCUAUUACUUUCUGUGUCAUAGAACGAUGGGUAAAGAAUAACGAUUUUUAAUAUGCACUUGUAACGUAUGUAAAAUAAAUGCUAAUGCAUUUUCCAUGCAAACGAACGCAUAUUUAUCCUAAGUAGAGGUGCCAGCUGUUAUAUCAACCGUGACAAAUUGACAGUAGAUUCAGUCGAAAUAUCGCGGCAAAUUUGGCACCAUUGUCGUUAAGUUGUUUGUGUUCUAUCGGCGCAGCCUGCUGACAUAACCGGACAACAGUUUAACGGCAGAAACCGAGGAGUGUCGAGCAGUGUGUAUUUGAUUUAAAUGCAUUCAGGCUGGAUUGUGAAACGGCAAAUAUUACUCGGCUAUGGUCGCCAAUCUGCUGUUGUAAUCUGUUAACAAAUCCUGUUAUAUUUUCGCAAGUGAGAGCUGCCGGCAAAAUUUGUAGCGGACUCUUUGCAAAAUCUGUCUCAAUAGAUACUUAGCUGUUCGGAUAUAAAUGUAUUAGUGGUUAUUAAAUACAAUGCAUUUUUGCAAAUACGUAUUCGAAAUCGUUAUUUGUUAUUCGCGAAUUUCUUGUCCCACACUAGCGUGAUGAUAUAGAUUGAUAAUGCGUGUAACACAUACUAAUUUGGAGUGAAUGGUAACGGAAUGCGACGGAUGUCAGGAGAGAAACUAGAUAUUAUAUGAUUAUUGUAUAUUCAUUUGUCUAUACUCUAAUUUAUGCGGUGAUAGUAUGAGAAAAUUAAAACAGUGAGAGAAUGAAAGAAUAAGAGAGAAGAUGGAGAGAGAAAGUGAUAGAGUGAGAAUCUCGUUAAUUUUUUAAGAAAUAUAUAAUAAAAAUGUGGACUAGGGAAAUAUUAGUUUUAGCAGAGAGCUACACAAGAUGCAGUCGAAUAUUUAAUGGACUGUGUUGAGCAAUUAAAAAUCCGCUUAUUAUCAAUAACGAACACGAAAUCGAUAGAUCUGAUGAUAAUAAAAACUUACAGUGACAGUCUCAUCAUUAUUAUCGACUAUUGAUGUUAAUCAUCACGGCUGUCGACUGUCACCUUUUUCCAGUGAAAAAAAUCGAUCGAAUCUACAUUCUUGUCGUAUCGUGUUAAAAAUUAUGGCAAAUAAAGAGCAUGUGUAACAUAGCGAUUACACUCA
This is a messenger RNA of Odontomachus brunneus, 6642 nucleotides long. RefSeq lists its product as uncharacterized. NCBI's taxonomy places the organism in Eukaryota, Metazoa, Arthropoda, Insecta, Hymenoptera, Formicidae. The transcript is spliced from 12 exons. The record is from RefSeq and is a predicted model, not a curated record. The coding region runs from base 633 to 3773 and encodes 1046 amino acids.